Molecule: messenger RNA, 3774 nt
Organism: Alligator mississippiensis (American alligator)
Lineage: Eukaryota; Metazoa; Chordata; Crocodylia; Alligatoridae
Gene: TAPT1
Product: transmembrane anterior posterior transformation 1
Exons: 15
Coding region: 29-1858 (609 amino acids)
Biological process (GO): maintenance of protein localization in endoplasmic reticulum; positive regulation of cilium assembly
Cellular component (GO): ciliary basal body; endoplasmic reticulum membrane
Source: RefSeq, a predicted model, not a curated record
CGCGUCUGUGGCGCUGCGGGCGGUGAACAUGGCGGGUGUCGCGGACGCCGCCGCCGGAGCUCCGGGAAGCGGCGGGGACGGCAGGCGCGGCGGCGCCCAGGAGCAGCCAGCGCCGCAUGGCGGGAGCUGGGGAGAGGCGAAGGGCAGCUGGGCGAGCGGCGAGACGCGGCCGCCACCCACUGAGCCCGGGCAGCCGCCGCCGCAGCGCACCGAGACGCUGGGCUUCUACGAGAGCGACCGCGGACGGAGGAAGAAGCGGAGCCUCUCGGAUCUAUCGUUGCUGAGGUUCAUCAGUGGUGAGCUAACAAGAGGUUACUUCCUUGAACAUAAUGAAGCAAAGUACACAGAACGGAGAGAGAGAGUAUAUACGUGUAUGCGAAUACCGAGAGAAUUGGAAAAGCUGAUGUUUUUUGGAAUCUUUUUGUGCCUGGAUGCUUUUCUCUAUGUGUUCACCCUGCUUCCUCUGAGAGUUUUUUUGGCAAUGUUCCGGUUCAUCACUCUGCCUUGCUAUGGCUUACGUGAUAGGCGUUUGCUGCAGCCUGCUCAGGUAUGUGACAUUUUCAAAGGAGUUAUAUUGGUCAUCUGCUACUUCAUGAUGCACUAUGUUGACUACUCUAUGAUGUACCAUCUGAUAAGAGGACAGUCUGUCAUAAAGCUAUACAUCAUCUACAACAUGCUAGAGACCAACACAGCUACAAGCAACAACCCUCAAGAGGUCCAGGAAGAGAACCAUGUGCCCAGCUACAGAGGAAGACAAAACCCACCAGUGGCUGAUCGUCUGUUUUCCUCCUUUGGACAAGAUAUUUUGGAUGCUCUUUACUGGACGGCUACAGAACCUAAAGAGAGAAAAAGAGCUCAUAUAGGUGUGAUUCCUCACUUCUUCAUGGCAGUGCUGUAUGUCUUCUUGCAUGCCAUUCUUAUAAUGGUGCAAGCAACUACCCUUAAUGUAGCUUUCAACUCCCACAAUAAGUCACUGCUUACUAUCAUGAUGUCUAAUAAUUUUGUUGAAAUAAAAGGAAGUGUUUUCAAGAAAUUUGAGAAGAACAAUCUUUUUCAAAUGUCAAAUAGUGAUAUAAAGGAAAGAUUCACCAACUAUGUAUUAUUACUAAUAGUGUGUCUAAGAAACAUGGAACAGUUCUCAUGGAAUCCAGAUCACCUUUGGGUGUUGUUGCCAGAUGUUUGCAUGGUGAUUGGAUCAGAAAUUGCAGUAGAUAUUGUGAAACAUGCCUUUAUAACAAAAUUUAAUGACAUCACAGCAGAUGUCUACAGCGAGUACAGGGCAAGCCUUGCUUUUGACCUUGUUAGCAGUCGACAGAAAAAUGCAUACACAGAUUAUAGUGAUUCUGUUUCCAGGAGAAUGGGGUUUAUUCCUCUCCCAUUGGCUGUUUUACUCAUCAGAGUCGUAACAAGCUCAAUAAAAGUCCAGGGUGUCUUGGCUUAUGCCUGCGUUGUGCUCUUCUAUUGUGGAUUAAUAUCGCUCAAAGUGCUUAAUAGCAUUGUGUUACUGGGAAAAUCAUGUCAAUAUGUAAAGGAGGCAAAAAUGGAAGAGAAAUUGUUCAACCCACCCCCAGCUAGCACCCCAGGCAAACCACUCAGUAAACCCCAAGGCAAAUUUAAAUCUACUCAAGGAAUUUCUACAGACGAAAGUUUAUCUACAUCAGUUACCAAUCAGCCUGUACAUCAGAAAGAAAAUACUGCAUCUUUACUUGUGACAAGCAAUUCUGAUCAAUUCCUGACAACUCCUGAUGGAGAAGAAAAAGAUAUAAGCCAAGACAGUUCAGAAUUGAAACAUAGAUCUUCAAAGAAAGAUUUGUUGGAGAUAGACAGGUUUACCAUUUGUGGAAACAGAAUUGACUAGAUUUUAUGGAUAGAUGUUCUAAGGAUACUGAGUGACUGGGGCUGCAGAUGCUACCAGACUAUGGACAGUUGCCAAAAAAGGCACUUAAAUAUUUAUUAAAAAACUUAAAUUAUUAAUGGCAAACAGAUAGUAAUUUCUUUCUGCACGUAACCUGGCUUGGUAGCUGGGUCAGAUCAAGUAACAAAUAUUUAACUUGGCUCUGUGGAAAAUGUGAUGGAUCAUGAGAGCCUCUUGUCAAUUUGACAGUUACAGUAUCCCUUUCCUGGAUAUAGACUGAAAAAAAUCAAAAUCCCAUUUGCGUUGUGACAUUGUGCUUCCAGAACGUAUCACUUUUCUUGAAGGUCUCUCCAGUAUAAGGAUACACCAAGAAAUGUAUGACAGCUCUAACAGGAAGCUUAUCUUUCCAGUCAUGUUAUUUUCAUAAACAGCUGCAAACAGUAUACGUAAAAGCCAAUGCAUAAAGCAGCACUGGCAGAUUAAACAGUAAGUCAAGAUAAUUAUUCUUGUCACCGGAAAAAUCUUUGAAGAUGUAUCUGAACUAAUCAGAAUAAAAUACUAUCUUUAAAUUAAGAGACCUCUACUGCAUAGCAUUUUAUAUAAAUACUAAACCAGUGAGGAAAAUGGAUCACAAAUAUAAAAAAAGAGUGAAGGUUCUGCAUAACUGAGCAAACAGCAUUAUCAUUUUUCUGUUCAAUUAUGGUGUGUUCUGCAAAGCAAACUCCAUAUGUUUUAUAAACGUUAUACAAAGGCUUUUAUAUAAGCUGAGGGUUUUUGUUGCACUUAAGAAAUGUUUCAAAGUGGCAUGUCAUUAUAUGAAGGAAAGGCAGUGUUAAUUUUGCAGCAACUUCUGCUGCUGUUGCACUGGAGCUAUCUGGAAUUAGUACAGAAGAUCUACACUGCCUUUUGGUUUAAACUGUUUGGUAAAAAUGUCAUCUAUAUAUUAACUUGGCUGGAAAAAUGCCAAUAGAUAUAGUUGUAUGGAAAAUCAGACAUGCCCAUUCUAACUGAGGAAUUUUAAGCAAAAUUAAAUAGAUUUGAAUAGCUUUUGUUAUGAAGUACUUAAAUGCAUCUUAAUUUCUGGUGUGGGGGCAGGGUUGGGGGAUAAAAUCUAGAACACAUUUUAUCCUUAAAUUAAGAAAGAAUUACGUUUCGGCUCAACAACUAAGCUAGAGAACAGCAUCCCAAGACAAUCUUUAUCUUGUAAUGAAACAUGCAUACAUUAUUAAAAUGCAACAUUAACAUCUCCUCACAAAUCUUUCAAAGAUUUAAGUAAAUUCCAGUUAAAUUAUAGCGACUGGGAUUUAUUUUGUUUUUUGGAAACUGCAGAUAUUUCAGUACUGGGCAAAUGACAGAAGUGGUCUAAUUUAGAAUUGUCACAGAGUGGAAAAGCCAGAGUUUAAGGGCUGGUUUAUGAAAAGGACGUGGAAGUUCAGAAUAUGUGCUACUUCCUAAAACCUGUAUUACUAUGACAGUGUGGAGAUGAAUGUACAGGAAUGUUAUGAGGCUGAGCAGAAGUUGCAGUGCAAGGUGGGUUUAUCAUACAGGGCAACUUUCUCUGCUUUCAAAGGAGCUGGUUGCUACACUCUCCAUCUUUUGCUCCCACCAACAGCACCCGGAAUAAUGGCCAAAAGCACUGGAGACUAUAAGGGGAGGAUUGUAUGGGGGAAUAAACUAAAAUUCUUUUAUUUUGGAUGUAUUUUAUAUUCAUUGAGCAAUUUAAACAUUAAACUUAAAUUCAGAUUAUCUGUGAAUUUGGUGUAACAAUUUUUUCAGUUAUUUAGCAGUUGCUAAAGGAAGCUUGGAAUUUAUUUUCUUUUCUUCUGUUAAAUGACAGUCUGUACCAAUUUUAUAAGUGCAUCUUGUGUGAAACUCAAUAAAAUUCAAUUUUGUAAUCUUUGUUUAAAAAAGGAAAAGAA